GCCAAGCCGUGCCGUAUGGGAGGAGCCAGCGGGCUCCACCGCCCCUGCGCGCCCCCCCCCCCCCGCCACCGCCGCGGCAUUUCGCGGCCGGCCGCCGCGGAGCAGGGCGCAGGGGGGAUGAUGGAUCUGCGGCUGCUGAAGCCCCGCGCCCGCCAGCCCGCCGUCAAUGGAGGAGGACGUUGAGACCCGCAAGAUCAGCAGCAGUUUCCUGCGAGACCACAGCUAUGCCACGGAAGCUGACAUCAUCUCCACAGUUGAAUUUAACCACACUGGAGAACUACUAGCAACAGGGGACAAGGGGGGCCGUGUUGUAAUAUUUCAACGUGAGCAGGAGAGCAAAAACCAGCCCCAUCGCAGGGGAGAGUACAAUGUCUACAGCACCUUCCAGAGCCACGAGCCGGAGUUCGAUUACUUGAAGAGUCUGGAGAUAGAGGAGAAGAUCAACAAGAUCCGAUGGCUCCCACAGCAGAACGCAGCCUAUUUCCUGCUCUCCACCAAUGAUAAGACUGUGAAGCUAUGGAAAGUCAGCGAGCGGGACAAGAGACCAGAGGGAUACAACCUCAAGGAUGAGGACGGCCGUCUCCGAGACCCCUCCAUGAUCACCAUGCUACGGGUACCAGUGCUCCGGCCCAUGGACCUGAUGGUGGAGGCCACCCCCCGGCGGGUGUUUGCCAACGCACACACCUACCACAUCAACUCCAUCUCCGUCAACAGCGACUACGAGACCUACAUGUCAGCGGAUGACCUGAGGAUAAACCUGUGGAACUUUGAAAUCACAAAUCAAAGUUUUAACAUCGUGGACAUCAAACCAGCCAACAUGGAGGAGCUGACGGAGGUGAUCACGGCUGCCGAGUUCCACCCGCACCACUGCAACACCUUUGUCUACAGCAGCAGCAAAGGCACCAUCCGGCUGUGUGACAUGCGCACCUCCGCGCUCUGCGACCGCCACGCCAAGUUUUUUGAAGAGCCCGAGGACCCAAGUAACCGGUCGUUCUUUUCCGAGAUCAUCUCCUCCAUCUCCGACGUCAAGUUCAGCCACAGCGGGAGGUACAUCAUGACCCGGGACUAUCUCACCGUCAAGGUGUGGGACCUCAACAUGGAGAACCGGCCCAUCGAGACCUACCAGGUUCAUGACUACCUGCGGAGCAAGCUGUGCUCGCUCUACGAGAACGACUGCAUCUUCGACAAGUUCGAGUGCGUCUGGAACGGCUCUGACAGCGUCAUCAUGACCGGCUCCUACAACAACUUCUUCCGCAUGUUCGACCGCAACACCAAGCGGGACGUGACGCUGGAGGCCUCGCGGGAGAACAGCAAACCCCGCGCCAUCCUCAAGCCCCGCAAGGUCUGCAUUGGAGGCAAGCGGAGGAAGGACGAGAUCAGCGUGGACAGCCUGGACUUCAGCAAAAAGAUCCUGCACACAGCCUGGCACCCCACCGAGAACAUCAUCGCCGUGGCAGCCACCAAUAACCUGUACAUAUUCCAGGACAAGGUUAACUAGGAGGACAGUUGCUCUCUAGGAGUCUCAUGUAUGAACACGAGUAAAUGCAAGAUUUCAAACAGUUCUUUUCUUUCUUUCUUUCCUGUUUUUUCCCCUUUUCCUUCCUGUUCUUUGUUCAGUUGCUGCUCUGCAGCUCCCGGUCAUGCAGAGGCGAGUGCUCCUGCACCCCGGGGGCUCCCCAGCACACACCAGGCUUCUCCAUUCACACACUGAAGCCAAGAUGUAGUGUGGGGUGGCUGGGGGGUGCAGGGCUCGUGUCCCAUAGGGGUGGCCGCAGCCCUCUGCGAUGGACCAGCGCGGUGGCCUGGGACGAGGAGGGGAGGGGGACACGCGGUGUCCCCGUGGGCAGUUACAGCCCUCCCGCUCCGAUUGCGUUAACCCGCUCCCGGAGCCCCCCGGGGCCGCGCUGCAGCCCGGCCCGGAGCCCCUCUGCCCCUUCUCGCCUUUCCUUUCUGUGGGUGUUUUGUGUUUGUCCCAGCAGAGACAGCAACACCAAACCUACAGCGGGAAGUCCCGGUUAGCAAGGGACAGGCGCGGGGGGGAUGUGCUGCAGCCUCCCCCUGGCAGCGCUCCCGAGGAUUUGGCUCUGUAGAUACUGUGGUGCCUUUUUUGGUAUAUGAAUACCUUUAUAAAUGAUGCUUCCAAACUGCAUUGACUGCAAACCAAACCGAACCUGGGCUUUUCGUCUGCAUUUCUUGUCUCUUGCUUUGGUCACUCCCACCUGUUCUGUUGUAAGCUCCUGCAUGUUCUGAUGCUUUCUCUCUUUUUCCCUUUCUUUUUCAAUUUAUUUAUUUAUUCUUUUUUUUUUUAA
Molecule: messenger RNA, 2309 nt
Organism: Pezoporus occidentalis (night parrot)
Lineage: Eukaryota; Metazoa; Chordata; Aves; Psittaciformes; Psittacidae
Gene: PPP2R2B
Product: protein phosphatase 2 regulatory subunit Bbeta
Exons: 9
Coding region: 167-1498 (443 amino acids)
Cellular component (GO): cytosol; protein phosphatase type 2A complex
Molecular function (GO): protein binding; protein phosphatase regulator activity
Source: RefSeq, a predicted model, not a curated record